AUGCACAUUACACUGCACUGUAUAUCUAUACAUACAACACACUGUACCAACAGUAGUAUCAAAGCAAUUAUUGAUUCACUGCUUCUCCUCGCCAUUUCAGCGACACACUUCAUCGAUACCAUUUUUCUUUUUCACGAAGACCGGAUGAAAUGGAAUAACAUAAAAUUUCCGGACAGAGAAAUGAUGGUUGUUGACAGGAAAAAAACAUGGAACUUGCAAGGUGAAAAAGAGAAAGAGGAAGAGAAAAGAAAGACAAAAGUAGAAUUGGAAAAUAACACAGUGAUAAGAAACAAUAAAGAAUGCAAUAAUACGAAAUACGAAUGGAAAGAGGAAGAUAUGAAGAGAAUAAGACGAAAAUCAGAAAAUGAAGGUAAGGAAGAAGGAUACGGUAAAGAUUCUCGGUUUCAUUUUCCGCAAUUUUAA
Loa loa (African eye worm) is the source of this 423-nucleotide messenger RNA. RefSeq lists its product as hypothetical. The transcript has 3 exons. The record is from RefSeq and is a predicted model, not a curated record. NCBI's taxonomy places the organism in Eukaryota, Metazoa, Nematoda, Chromadorea, Rhabditida, Onchocercidae. Bases 1 to 423 code for a protein of 140 amino acids.